This is a messenger RNA of Dimorphilus gyrociliatus, 1343 nucleotides long. The record is from the annotation of a GenBank genome assembly. Lineage: Eukaryota; Metazoa; Annelida; Polychaeta; Dinophilidae.
GUUAGUUUCAAGACACGUCUCUUUCUAGCUGCUAUAUUUCGACUUUUUCACUGAAAAGUUGUAUUAGCUUGGAAGAAAAUAUGCAUUGGAUUAGAUUGAUCUGUUCGAUUACCUUUAUGAUUACGCUACUGAGCGUCUCUGUACCAGUUGAUGCAAGAAAGAAAAGAGACAAGGAAAAGAAGAAGCGCAAAGAUUUGGUGGAAAACGGAAAAUGCCAAUUACAGGUUGCAUGCGAAGAAUUCGGCGAUUACUCAGUUAGAGUUCCAGUAAAGGGACCUAGAGGACCUCAAGGAUUACCAGGAGAGAAGGGCAGUCGAGGUGAAGCUGGAAAUCCAGGAAGUAUCGGAACUCCAGGUAUCCCUGCACCAGAAAGGAGAGCAGUCGCUUUUUAUGCAGGACUAAGAAUGAAUGCUGGAAAAGAAGAUGGGGGAAAAACUGUAAAAUUCGACAAAGUCAUAUCGAAUAUUGGUGAUGCGUACGAACCUAAUACAGGAAGAUUUACAGCAUUAGACGGUGGAGUCUAUAAAUUUGACGUAGUCAUAUCGGCCCAGGGUAGACAUAAGGCUGCUGUUGACCUUUUAAAAAAUGGAAAGAAUAUAGUCUCGAUUUGGGCGGAAAGCAUCCCCUACUGGUCAACUGCAAGUAACAACGCCAUCUUGUAUUUGAAACGAGGUGAUUACGUGGAAGUGAGACUAAGAGAAAAAGCUCCUUACCUACACGGUUAUAUGUAUUCGACGUUUAGUGGUCACAUGUUGUACGAGAAUAGUAUCAUUGAUAAGGAUAUUAUUGAAGCCAAGCUUUAAGGAACUUGAGAAAAAUUUCAAAAAAUGAAUCAUUAUAAAGUCUAGAUGGCAUUACUUGUAACUCCUCAAUCUAUCUAUCUAUCUAUCUAUUUUCUUUCUAUCUAUCUCUCUCUCUCUCUCUCUCUAUGCUUAUACAAUACUCUCCUAACCAGAAAUUUCUCCAUAUACAAAUCCAAUUGUUUACUCCAUGUAUAAAUACAUGAACAAUAUAUAAGAGUCAUCUGUAAAGUGUAUUUUAGAUAAAAAGUAAUCUGUUUUUAAACUGUGUUAUAUUUCGCAUAGUUAUCAUUUUUAGUUAGUUGAAAUAAUGUACUAUAAUAAAAAAAUUCUUAAAAAAAGGAUGAUUUGUCUAUGUCUCUGAUGUUGAGUUAAAUAAAUACACAAAUAUUUAAAAAAAAUCAUAAAGGAUGCCUUGUUUCUCUUCUAUUAAUUAUUUAUCAUUGUUUACUAUCUUUUACUUUCUUUGGAAAUUGUCUUUCUUUCUCCUUUUUUUUUGAUUUUAUUAAAUAUUAAUUAAGAUUAUCAAACGGAUUGUUUUUU